This is a messenger RNA of Penicillium pulvis, 2598 nucleotides long. RefSeq names its product threonine/serine exporter family protein. The record is from RefSeq and is a predicted model, not a curated record. Gene Ontology annotation, biological process: transmembrane transport. The transcript has a single exon. The coding region runs from base 1 to 2598 and encodes 865 amino acids. Gene Ontology annotation, molecular function: transmembrane transporter activity. NCBI's taxonomy places the organism in Eukaryota, Fungi, Ascomycota, Eurotiomycetes, Eurotiales, Aspergillaceae.
AUGUCCGACCUUACUCCUUUCCCGCAUCCCAGUCCUGCCGAAGAAUAUUCCGAAUUCCCUUUUCCUACUACUCCAACCAGCCGUCAGAGCUUGGAGCGCGAACCUACAGCAGAUGACAACCCAUACAUAGGGCUGCAGGCGCCCACAACGCCCACAACGCCCACCACGCCCACCACACCCGAGGCCGAGCCCCAAAUCCCGGUAGCCGAACUUGAACCCCAAAUCGAACCUCGCAUCCGAUCUCCUCGAGUGCGCUUUCGCUCUUUGAGCCGUCUAAGUGAACGAUACCUACACCCAUCUGAUUCCCAUCGAGUCUUUUCCGACAAGUCGGACGCAUCCAAUGAUCCAUUGUUGCCGCCCGCGGAGUUGAGAAAUGUUCCUCUUAAUUCCGGAACCGUCACCCCGCCGGCCCCCGCGCAUUCCCGCCACGGCGGUCGCAGCCCACCUGUCGAAUUCUCAGAGAAAUCAGAGAAAGAAGACCCGGAUUCUAUCGAGCGAACUUCUUCUGCGCGCAACCGAUUCAGAGCUGCGGGUCAGCUCAUUCGCCAGAAAACCACGAAAUUGACGGAACGCCUCGGUCGCCCCUCCGACGAUGGCGAGGCCCUCAACGCCUCCCUCCUUCCGGAUGAUUUCGACAAUAUCCCAUUGGAGGAACUGCAGGCUCGUCGCGCACGCCGCGAUGCCGAUAACUUGCGUUCAUUGGAGGCUGGUGAGGAGGUCACCCAGCCCGCGCCGAGUGCUGAGGCUCAUCGCCUCGUGCGCAGUAUGACCAUGGUCCAGGACCGACUGAAGCGCAAGCCUCGUGGCGCGUACCAGCGGUCUGGCCAGACUACGCCUGAGGGCUUGCUGCGUGAUUACACGGCUGCCGCCCGUCGCCGUUCAAGUAAUUUCGGUGGCGGAGGCAGUGGCAUUCUCUCACAGCUGUUGAAGUUGCAGGCCGUGCAGACGGGGAGCUCAUCGCGCCCGGAGAGUGUCAUCACCGAUGACUCGGAUAGUGAGACACAGUUCUCCUCGGGUGGUACGACACCCAAGAAGGGUUCGCGCUCCCCGUCGAUGCUACCGUCGAUGCCCACCUCGGGUGCCGCCACCCCGCGCAAGGAGAAGCUGAAGUGGUACAAGAAGUCGGCCCACCGGUCGACCUCGUCAUUGGUUAAUGCCUCAAUGAACUUUAGUUCCGCUAGCUUGCCGGCGGCUGUUGAGGCCAUGCCGCCGGGCAAGCGGCCUAAGAAGAACAAGCGCAAGACGCGCUUGGAGGAUGAGAUUCGGGUUACGGUGCAUAUUGCCGAGAUCAUCUCUCGUCAGCGUUAUAUCAUGCAGCUCUGCCGAGCGCUUAUGCGCUAUGGUGCUCCUACUCACCGUUUGGAGGAGUACAUGCAAAUGACCGCGCGGGUGCUGGACAUCUCGGGUCAAUUCCUGUACCUUCCCGGCUGUAUGAUCAUGUCGUUUGACGACCCGGCCACCCGUACCGCUGAGGUUAAGCUGGUGCGGAUGGUCCAGGGUGUUGAUCUUGGACGCCUGGCUGAUACCCACAACGUGUACAAGAACGUCGUUCACGAUCUGAUCGGUGUCGAGGAGGCCAGCCAAGAGCUGGACGACAUCAUGCAGCGCAAGCCACGAUACAACAAGUGGUUGAUCGUUUUGCUGUAUGGUAUUGCCAGUACCGCGGUCGGCCCCUUCGCCUUCGAAGCCCGCCCAAUCGACAUGCCUAUCAUCUUCCUCCUUGGCUCCUUGGUGGGCUUCAUGCAACACGUUCUCGCUCCUCGCUCCGUCCUCUAUUCCAAUGUCUUUGAAGUCACCGCCGCCAUCCUAACAUCUUUCCUUGCCCGCGCCCUCGGCAGUAUCGAAGUAAACGGCAGUCGUCUGUUCUGUUUCUCCGCCCUCGCUCAAUCCUCCAUCGCUCUCAUUCUCCCUGGCUUCACAGUCCUCUGCAGCAGUCUGGAACUGCAGUCACACCAAAUCAUCGCUGGCUCGAUCCGAAUGGUGUACGCCAUCAUCUACUCUCUCUUCCUGGGUUACGGUAUCACAGUCGGCCUCACUAUCUAUGGACUGAUGGACAGCAAUGCCUCAUCCCAAACCACUUGCCCCAACCUUGACGUAUACGGAUCCGUCUACGUCCGAAAAUUCCCCUUCGUCGCCAUCUACGCCGUCUUCCUUGCCCUCGUCAACCAGGCUAAGUGGAAGCAAAUGCCCGUCAUGGUUUUCAUCGCUACAGCCGGCUACAUCGCCAACUACUUCAGUACCUUGAAGUUCGGCUCCUCGUCUGAAGUUGCAAACACCGUCGGCGCAUUUACAGUCGGUGUCCUGGGUAACCUGUACAGUCGUCUGUGGCACGGUCACGCCGCCACAGCUAUUUUACCCGGUAUCUUCGUGCUCGUGCCUUCGGGUCUUGCAUCCAGUGGUUCCCUCCUUUCCGGUCUGAAUUACGCGAACGAAGUCAUUGCUGGCAACACAUCAUCAACCAGUGACUCCGAUACAUCCGUUUCCAGUCUCGGAUACGGCAUGAUUCAGGUUGCCAUCGGUAUUACCGUCGGCCUGUUCAUGUCUGCUCUUAUCAUUUAUCCCUUCGGCAAGAAGCGCACUGGCUUGUUCAGCUUCUAG